GCGGGGCGGCACGGGGCGGAAAGCGGCGGCGGCGGUUCCGGUGGCAGCGGCGGCGAUGAGCUUCGUGUGGCCGUGGCAGUACAGCUUCCCGCCCUUCUUCACGCUGCAGCCGAACGGCGAGACGCGGCAGAAGCAGCUGGCGGCGUGGUGCGCGCUGGCGCUGGCCUACAGCCAGGAGCACCGGCUGCCCGCCAUGACGGUGCGGGAGGCGCAGGACAUCCCGCUCUUCGCCAACCACCGGCUCCAGCGCAAGCUGCCGCUGGAAUCCAUCCAGGUGGUGCUGGAGGAGCUGCGCAAGAACGGGAACCUGGAAUGGUUGGAUAAGAACAAAACCAGCUUCCUGAUCAUGUGGAAGAGACCAGAAGAAUGGGGAAAGCUCAUCUAUCAGUGGGUGUCCAAGAAUGGCCUGACCAACUCUGUGUUCACGCUGUACGAGCUGGUCAGUGGAGAUGACACAGAGAAUGAAGAGUUCCAUGGCCUGGAUGAGGCCACGCUGCUCCGUGCCCUGCAGGCCCUGCAGCAGGAGCACAAGGCUGAGAUUAUCACUCUGGAUGAUGGCCGAGGAGUCAAGUUCUUCUGAGAGCAGCCUCCUCCUCCCCUUCCCUGCUGCAGUCUGGGCUCUCCCUGCCAAGCCUUCCUCUCUGGGCCUGGCCUCAAGCUGUGACUGCAAGUAGCUGCAUCUCGGGGUGAGAUGAGGCUGAGAACCCUUCCAAAGACUUGGGAAUAUCCUGAGCUCCUCUGUCUGUCUGUUCUCCCUGUUGAUGUGUUCCAGAGGCUGGAGCUGCUCCAGGCAGCUCUGGGAGGGACCACCCACAAGUGGAACUGGACUUGCUGCUGCUCCCUGUGCCUGUGGUGGCCUCCAAGGGUCCCCCCGUGUCCCUGCCAGCCACACGUGCCUGGGUCCUGCAGCCCUGCUGCAGUGCCAGGGGAUGGGGCAGGAGCAGGGGACUGCCUGUGGAAGCCCUCAGUGGCAGAAGGAAAUGCACUUGCUGCCAAGCAGGCUGGGGGAAGCCAGGGAACUCAUUUCAGGUGAUUAAAAUGAGAUGUAUUUAUAGAGCA
This is a messenger RNA of Melospiza melodia melodia, 1059 nucleotides long. It is a transcript of the gene VPS25, whose product is annotated as vacuolar protein sorting 25 homolog. Gene Ontology annotation, molecular function: protein homodimerization activity; structural molecule activity. Bases 56 to 580 code for a protein of 174 amino acids. Lineage: Eukaryota; Metazoa; Chordata; Aves; Passeriformes; Passerellidae. Gene Ontology annotation, cellular component: ESCRT II complex. Gene Ontology annotation, biological process: protein transport to vacuole involved in ubiquitin-dependent protein catabolic process via the multivesicular body sorting pathway. The record is from RefSeq and is a predicted model, not a curated record. The transcript has 6 exons.